ACGGAGAGCCCUCGAGUCGCUUUACUCGGAAGAGAACUUCCCUCGUAGAUAGAUUCUAGAGAGAGAAUUCCCAAUUAGGCCCCCCACGUUUCUAGAGAGAGAAAAGUAAAAGUAAACGAGAAGACGACGAAGCCACUCGGUGGACGCGGCGAGGGCGUUUAUGUCCUUUUACAUGGCAGUCUCCGGCGGCGACGAGUGACCGCAUCGCUGCGGCGGCAGUAUCUUUGGCUACGGCGGCGUUGGUGGUAGGUUAAGCAGAUUUCGGUGUGCCUACGCCGGAGAUCGAGAACUGCCGUCUACGUCACCAUAUUUCCGGAUUUCUCGCUUUGGUUGCGGCGGUUCCUUUGAACCGCUAGUUUAUCGCCGAUUUGUACAGGGAUUUUUGAAUUUUUCUGCGGUCGGAGAAUCGGAGUUCGGAUUUGAUUAGGUUUAAUCUGUGGAAGAAGAGAGAGAGAGAGAGAGAGAGAGAGAGAGAGAAGAGAGGAGUCUGGUUUUGACUUGGCAUAGAUGAAAGCUCUCAGACGAAUUCAAACGACGUCGUCGGCUUCGAAUCCGUCGUCGCCAUUAUCGUCUUCUCCGUCUUCUUCCUCAUCCUCUUCGUGGAUCCACCUGCGAUCUGUUCUAUUCGUUGUCUCUUCUUCGUCUCCAUCUUAUUGUUCUUCUUCGGAUCGGCCUCAUCUCAAAUCGCCAUGGUCCCGUAGGAAAAGGAAACGGCCCCUAACACCUCAGCGGUGGAAAAGAUUGUUAACGCCAGAGGGUAGACUCCGGAAUGGAGGAGUGGGCUUGUUGAAGAAAGUCCGAAGCAGAGGCAUUGAUCCGAGCAUACGGUCAGAGGUGUGGCCGUUCCUUCUUGGAAUGUACGAUUUAAAUAGUUCCAAAGACGAGAGAGAUGCUAUAAGAACUCAAAGAAGAAAAGAAUACGAGAGAUUACGCCGGCAGUGCCAACGGCUUCAAAAACGCAACAGCAGAAAUUUGAAGAUGAAUAAGAUUAGUGAAAGCAGUCAGGACAGGGAUGGUUUGUCUCUUGCUCAUGACACAGACAGUUCGUGUUCCGAAGACGUAGUCAGCGCCCGGGAGUCUCUUUCUAGCGAGGAAGACAUUGCAGAAGAGAUUCAGUUCAUGAAUGAACUCUCCAGUUCGUUACUCGUAGGAGAAAGCAGCGGUUCAAGACGAAUCAUCACCACUGCGGCUAACUCUACGAUGAACUCCGAGUCAUCAGACUCAGAUUCUUCAGACGAAAACGAAGUAGUUCAGUUCUUUCCAUCUUCCGAAAGCAGGAGGGACCACCCCAACGAUUGUCUGGAUGACAAUUAUACAUCUCCGUCUAGCAGAUCAAUUCCUCGGACCGAAGAGGAUUUUACGACAUGGCAACGUAUUAUCCGUCUAGAUGCAGUGCGGGCCAAUUCUGAGUGGACCCCUUAUUCCUCCCAGGCCGCAGUACCCGAAGACAGGGCCCACCGUGCAGCUGAAGCAGUUGGAUUAAAGGAUUACAACCACUUGGAACCCAUCAAAAUCUUUCACGCGACGAGGCUCGUGGCUGUUCUUGAAGCCUAUGCCUUAUAUGACUCUGACAUUGGCUAUUGCCAAGGAAUGAGCGAUCUUCUCUCGCCGAUACUCUCCGUCAUAUCCGAUGAUCAUGUGGCGUUUUGGUGCUUCGUCGGGUUCAUGAAGAAGGCUCGUCACAAUUUCAGGCUGGAUGAGGUCGGAAUCAAAAGACAACUGAGCAUCGUCUCGAAGAUAAUCAAGUCCAAAGACUCGCAGCUCUACCGGCACCUCGAGAAACUCCAGGCAGAGGACUGUUUCUUCGUUUACAGGAUGGUUGUGGUGAUGUUCAGACGGGAACUGACGCUGGAACAGACUCUUUCUCUCUGGGAAGUGAUGUGGGCAGAUCAGGCCGCGAUCAGGGCCGGGAUCGGGAAAUCGGCAUGGAGCCGGAUAAGGCAGAGGGCUCCACCGACGGAUGAUCUGCUGCUGUUUGCAAUCGCGGCUUCGGUAUUGCAGAGGAGGAAACUGAUAAUAGAGAAAUACAAUAGCUUGGAUGAGAUACUGAGGGAGUGUCAUAGCAUGGCGGGGCAACUAGACGUGUGGAAGCUCUUGGAUGAUGCACACGAUCUCGUCGUCACCCUCCACUCCAAGAUCGAACCUUCCUUAUCCGGGUUAUCUGGAUCUGAACAGAAUCCACAUUUAUCCAGAUCUCUGUCAGCAAAACAAGACUAGCGAUUCGCGGCCCGAUUGAACUGAUGUGUGUUUGUGUGUGUAUAUAUAUGUGCAUUCAACUCCGAAUGGCGGGGCGGGUCUGUUCUGACCGUUGAUUCGAGCUGAUUGUUGACAACGGAAGGCGGAUUAGAGGAGAAUGUUAGGUAGCCGUUGUCGGAAUCUUUACUCUGAUAUGUUUUCCCGAAAUCCGGUCU
This is a messenger RNA of Tarenaya hassleriana, 2411 nucleotides long. Its product is annotated as GTPase-activating protein GYP7. Gene Ontology annotation, molecular function: GTPase activator activity. Bases 508 to 2217 code for a protein of 569 amino acids. Gene Ontology annotation, biological process: activation of GTPase activity. The record is from RefSeq and is a predicted model, not a curated record. NCBI's taxonomy places the organism in Eukaryota, Viridiplantae, Streptophyta, Magnoliopsida, Brassicales, Cleomaceae. The transcript is spliced from 5 exons.